Molecule: messenger RNA, 1315 nt
Organism: Aspergillus lentulus
Lineage: Eukaryota; Fungi; Ascomycota; Eurotiomycetes; Eurotiales; Aspergillaceae
Product: TTC39/IML2 family protein
Cellular component (GO): cytosol; nucleus; mitochondrial outer membrane
Source: RefSeq, a predicted model, not a curated record
AUGUUCCGAGUCGGAUCAUGGCUCUAUGGCAAGAAGCCGGCUGCCAAUGCCUCGACACAGUCUCUCGACUCUUUAGUCGAGUUGCGGGACCUUGAGGAUGCUAUGAGGGCUGCCACUCUGAUUCUCAAUGACGAUGUCGAUGGCGCUGAAGCUGGUCUGGCAGAAGGAACCUCCACCUUCCAUAAUCUUGGGAGAGGAGUGGUCGCAUUCAUUCGGGCGACUUUGGGGUUUGAACAGGAUAUCAUGCGCCAAGCAUCGGAGCGCCUGAACGAAGCUGAGACUAGUGCCUCCGUCGACCAGCACAGGGCACAGCACAACUCUCAUGCGCCGAAUACCUACCACUCGCCGAUGUAUUCACCAGGAACCGAGUUUGCGUUGUGCCAGGCAAUAGCGCAGCUCAUGAGUGCCAUAGUCGGGGUGCUGAAUGAAAGUCUCACAGAGAGUAUAAAGGCAUUCUAUCGACUCAGGAAAGCCUACAUCACCCUCGAUGCGAUUUUGAAGAUGGAACAGAAAUACAUGGAGGAAUCCCGGACUGCGACGCCGGUAGAAUCCACAACGUCUGGGUCCGUUCCGUCUUCCGAGCGUCACAGCUCUAGCAACCUUCAGUCCUCGAGCUCGUCAAUCUCCUCGGCCAAAGUCAAAGAAGCGGCCGCGGAUACACUUGCCGCACCUACCAGAGAUACUGAUGUAAAUGAAAGGCUGGCCGAUUUGAGUAUCUCAGGCGAAGCUCCCGUUGCGGAAGACUCCGGUCAAACUUCAACCCCCAUCAACACUGAUAUCCUCGACCAUGACCCUGACUCCGACAUCUUCCAGAAUCAGAUUGAUGUCUUUGUGCACUCUGGUUCCAAUUUCUGUUUUGGAGUCCUGCUUUUGCUGAUCUCAAUGGUGCCACCCUCCUUUAGCAAGCUGCUCAGUAUUAUUGGGUUCCACGGCGAUAAGGAAAGAGGAUUGAAAAUGUUGUGGCAGGCCAGUAAGUUCCACAACCUCAUCGGUGGUAUUUCAGCUUUUGCCAUUCUCGGCUACUACAACGGGUUCGUCCGUUAUUGCGAUAUCAUGCCCGAUUCUAUCCCAGGCAAAGACGGGGAUGUGCAGGGUUAUCCUCAGAAGCGGCUGGAAUUGUUGCUUGCGAAGAUGAGAGAGCGGUUUCCCAAGAGUCAACUUUGGCUACUCGAGGAGUCCAGGAUGAGUGGAGCCAAUAAAAAUCUUGACAGGGCUCUGGAGCUGCUGUGUGGGGGGGAAAGCAGUCCCCUGAAACAGGUUGAGGCAUUGAGGGUUUUCGAGCGGAGCUUGAACGCCAUGUAUCUGCACAAGUAUG